Rhodofomes roseus is the source of this 4787-nucleotide messenger RNA. Its product is annotated as AAA-domain-containing protein. The transcript is spliced from 10 exons. Gene Ontology annotation, molecular function: chromatin binding; histone binding; ATP binding. Gene Ontology annotation, biological process: positive regulation of transcription by RNA polymerase II. Gene Ontology annotation, cellular component: nucleus. Lineage: Eukaryota; Fungi; Basidiomycota; Agaricomycetes; Polyporales; Fomitopsidaceae. The coding region runs from base 256 to 4671 and encodes 1471 amino acids. The record is from RefSeq and is a predicted model, not a curated record.
AGACUCGACUGACUGAGUUCCCUCUGCCGAGUAGCCUGCCCGAUAUAGUACACCGCCACGAUUCCAACAGCGCCAAACAACAACGUCCCCUUUACGCCUCAGCAACUCGGAUUGUCUGCGCCAUUCUCGCGCUCGCCGUCUCUCUCGUCCUCGCCGACUGCGGCCAGCUCGCCAUCCUGAACUCUCUGCCGACGACCGAAGCACUCUGCGGUGAGGUGGCUGUAGCGGCGCAUCUCAUCUCGCCUUCUUUUGUUCAUGCCAUCCGUCGAAGAUCUAGAAGACUGGCCCGCACCCGAAGACUCUACUGCGCCGAACGGACUCGCCACUCACAGCACCACCUCCAACCACAGCCAGCCCUUGAAGAUCAAGAUACCCCUCAAGACGUCGUUCAUGCCACCCAGUACACGCUCGGCAGCCCGCGCGCAGUCUGAAUCCGUUGCGUCGGGAUCAGAGUAUCACGAGAGCAAUGCGUCCAUGGACGUGGACGAAGAACCAGUGCCAGUAGACGAGGAUAAGCCCGAGCCGCCGCAACCCGAAUACGGGGUCACGGCUAGGGGUAGGAAGGUCCUCCGCAGGUCAUACCGAGAGUCAGGGAGCGAAGACGACCUAGUGCUUGAUCCAGAUCGCCCUUCCUCGCCCGCGAAAGAAGCGGACGGUGCCAAAGACGAGGAAGAAGAGGAAGAGGAGUCGCAUUACGCGCUUCGACGGCCACGCAAAAACAUUCGUAAUCUGAAGGGCUUUGUGGAGUCCGACGAGGGGGAGGGGGAGGAGGAGGCAGAAGAAGACUCUGGCUACAAGCUACGGAGCAGGAGUAAGAACGGCCAGUCGGCGGCCAAGGAUACGCGCGGUGGCCGUAUCACGCGUCGACCAGGGUCCCGCACCCAGGCAACGACAUCGAAGCAGACUCGGAAACGCGUCAGCACGCGUCCGACGCGUACAAGGGCACGCUCGCAGCAUGACGAUGAGGGCUACGAGGACGAGCCGUCAUCAGGGUCCGCUGACGCUGAGGGUUCGCUCGACGAUGCCCCUCACACCUCCCCUGAGCCGGAACGGGAUGGCGAGGCUGAUGCUGAAGGAGAAGUGGAUGUGGAUGGCGAGGCUGGACAAGAGCAGGAGCAGGACGAGCGCCCGUAUGCAUUCCGGAAGCGCAACCACGUCAACUACGCUAUACCGCCACCUCUGGAGGAAAUGCGAGCCCCGCCACCCAAGUCGACUGCGAACGGAAACAGAGCGAAAGGUCGCAACGUGCACGGCAGGAGCAAGGUGCCCGGCUGGAGCGCGACGGGUGCUGAGUUGAGCAGAUGGAUGGGUGGCGCGGCUGGGGAUGAUUCGGAUUCCGACUAUCCUACUCGGACACCACGUAAACAGCCCUUCGGGGCUGGGGCGAUGGGUGGUGGCGUGUUCGCUGGUGGUGCUGGAGGCCUCUUUGGCGACAUCGCGGCCGCUGGGACGCCGUCGAAUCUCGGCAAGGUUGGCGAUGCCACCCUUGCCGAUGCUGACCCCCUGGGGGUGAACCAGAAUGUGACGUUUGACGAAGUGGGAGGUUUAGAUGACCAUAUCGACUCAUUGAAGGAAAUGACGUUGUUGCCUUUGCUGUACCCGGAGGUGUUCCAACGCUUCAAUCUCACUCCUCCACGUGGGGUCCUAUUCCAUGGCCCUCCAGGAACCGGUAAGACCCUACUAGCUCGCGCGCUCGCGGCGAGUUGCCGUUCCGAUGGCAAGAAGAUUUCCUUCUUCAUGCGGAAAGGCGCCGACUGUCUCUCGAAGUGGGUCGGUGAGGCCGAACGCCAACUCCGCCUACUCUUUGAGGAAGCGAGGUCCCAGCAGCCCAGCAUUAUCUUCUUCGACGAGAUUGACGGCCUCGCGCCUGUGCGCUCGUCGAAGCAGGACCAGAUCCACGCCUCGAUCGUGUCGACGCUGUUGGCGCUCAUGGACGGUAUGGACGGCCGAGGGCAGGUCAUCGUGAUCGGCGCGACGAACCGGCCCGAUGCUAUUGAUCCUGCGUUGCGGAGACCGGGCAGGUUCGAUCGGGAGUUCUACUUCCCGUUGCCUAGCUCGGAGGCUCGUGAGCGAAUCCUGCGGAUCAUGACGAAGAAGUGGGCUGGCUGGGAGGGCGAGACAGGCGAGACCAACGUCAAGGGCCUGGCGAAGCUCACGAAGGGUUAUGGUGGUGCUGAUUUGAGAGCUCUUUGUACGGAGGCCGCCCUCAACGCUGUUCAAAGGCGCUACCCGCAGAUCUACAAGUCCAACGACCGACUACUGCUCAAGCCAGAAACGAUCGAGGCGGAGCUACGCGACUUCAUGAUAGCAAUCAAAAAGUUGGUCCCUUCGUCCGCUCGCUCGGUCUCAUCCGCAGCUUCGCCACUUCCGACGCAGUUAGAGCCACUCUUGCAACAUUCCUUGGACAAGAUGAAAGAGGUGAUCGGCAAGGUUCUGCCUGUGAGCAAGAAGCGGACGGCACUUGAGGAGGCUGAGUACGAGGACGAGAGCACUGAAGGCGCGCUUGACCGCGAGCUGAUGCUUCAGUCCAUGGAAACACUCCGAGUGUACAGGCCGCGCGUCGUACUACAUGGUCCUGUGGGGAUGGGUCAGGCGUACGUUGCCGCCGCAGUACUUCAUCACUUGGAAGGUUACCAUGUCCAGAGCCUGGACCUCGGUAGUCUCAUGGGCGACUCCACACGAACCCCUGAAGCGGCCAUUGUCCAGCUUUUCGUUGAGGCGAAAAGACAUCAGCCUUCGGUCAUCUACAUUCCAUCGUUGGUGGGAUGGUGCGCCGCCGUCUCCGAGACCACCAGAACGACCGUCCGCGCGAUGCUCGACACGUUAGCGCCCACAGACCCCGUGCUGCUAUUGGCCGUUGUCGACGGCCCAUUCUUGUCCCUUCCGCGGGAUGUUCGCUCAUGGUUCGGACCUACGCGAGAUAAUCGCGUAGAGUUGAUUCAUCCGAUGCUGUCGCAAAGAGAACAGUUCUUCGAGGGCCUACUGAAGGACGUCCGGCGUCCACCAAAUCAGUUCCCGGAUGGCGUCAAGCGCAAGAAGCGUGUAUUGGAGGAGCUGCCCAUUGCCCCACCUUUGGAGCCACGACAGCCGACGGCCGCGGAGCUUGCUGUUCAGGAGGAGAGUGAUCAGCGGGUUGUCACCUUGCUCAGGUAUCGCCUAGGUCCAAUCCUGCAGGAGCUCAAACGUAAGUUCAAGCGCUUCACCAAGAGAGCAAUGGAGGAAUACAAGUACGACUUUAAUGUCGUUCAUCAGGAAGUCGAAGUGGUCACCACUAGCGUCGAAAUUCGCACGAACGGCGACGGUAUCGUCGAGAUGACAGAAGAGCAACACAUGGAGCAUGUCGACCAACCACAGAUCAACGGCAUCAAUGGAGUACACGAAGCAGUGCCACCCCCGCCCCCUCCGCCUCCGCCCCUCCUGCCUCCCCUAUUCGACAUGGAUCUCGAACGGAUGCAUCUCGAGCUCUAUCGCAAUCGGUACCUUACUCCGGAUGACUUCCUUGACGAUAUCCGCAAGAUUGUCCACAACGCUGAGGUCAGGAUAGACGAAGAUCCUGACCGGCUCUACCGCGCUCAGGCGAUGUUGACCGCUGCUGAAGUUAGCAUCAACGACUUCGAUCCGACCUUCAGGCUGGAGUGCCAGCGCAUGGCCGUUCGGGAGAGGAGGCGCCGAGAUGAGUACCGGAAGAACAAGGAGAAGGAGAAGGAAGCGCAAGAGGCCGCGUCACAGAUAAACGCACCCGGACCUCGGCGGAGUACACGGAACAAUGGUCAGCCUUUGCAGAUCUCAAUCACGGAUCCUACACAGCUAGAGAGGCGACGCAAGAGGCAUCGGUCCACCUCUGCGGCUAAUACUGCUUCAGAGGAUGAGAACGGCGACAGAGCCUCAAAGCGUUCACGUACGGAGGGCGAUGGGAUGGCUGACGGGACUGCUGCAACUCAAUCGCCUGAGAAGUUUGUUGGCGUACGCUUUGCGGAUGACGUGGAUCGGGUUGAGACACCAUCUCUACCUGCACCUCAGUUGAACGGUAUCCACGAGCAGAUGCCAGCACCUCACGAACCGAUCCCAGGGCAAGUCCCUGUCCCUGAAGCUUCUCAAUACCAACCUCAGCCCGAGCUCGAACCUGAGUACGAACCCCCGCGUCGCACUGGGGGAUUUGACCCAUCGUUGCUCAAUCCGCUACCGUCACCUUCCGGUAUCGCCCAAGCUGGUCCGUCUUCGGUGACCCUUGAUAUCCAGAACAAUCCCUUCCUCUCUCACAACACACCAUCAAUUGCGUCCUUCGCCUCGCCCGUAGCUGAUAUUCACUCGCCACAACCGUCUGUAGCUGUGGAGCCUCCUCCUCCAUCCGAAUCACCGGCUCCCGUUGAGGAAGCUCAGACAAGCCAGCCGGAUGUGCCCAUGGAGAUCCACCGCACACCGAGUCCGGUACCUGACUUCACCCUCGAUGAGUACCUCUUGGAUGAUUUGAAGCGCAUGUUGCAAGACGACACGAAAUCCCUCAACGUGGAGCAGCUCGAGCAAUUGCGCGCGACGUGUCUAGGCUGCGUGUGGAGGCAUCGAAGCGAAUGGAAUCGCACUGAGCUCAUCCGCGAGCUCAUGGAGACCGCCAAGGUGUUCAUCGAGGAGGUCUCCACCGAUGAUAUGGACGCUCCUUCUCCAGGACUUUGACGAGAUAUCCGGGAAUACUAGUCGGUUCUAGAUCUGUAUAGCUGCAUAAUCUGUUUUUAUACAUUCCAUUUGUAUUCUAGUACGUACUCGUACAUCACCACCUGUAUGUUAUCCAA